AUGCCGUCUUCCUCGUUCGGAGAAAAGAAAGCAUCCAAACCUGGUGGGGUCGAAGACUCACCGAGUUUCACAAGGGAAGAUCCAAAAGCAAGGUGGAGUCUUUUGAAAAGCCGGGUCUCGUGUGACAGCGGAAUCACUGCCGAAUGUCCACAGUUGGGAUUCAAGGAGCUGCUGAAACCUUUAAAUCCGGAUUAUAAUGCGAGGACAGUUGAUGUGUCCUCAAACGGGCCGUCGAGAAUGGCCCGCGUCGAAGAAGAAAUCGGGCAAAUGGAAAGUGAGGUUGCCGCCGCUCUUCCUCCGCAUGUCGGUGCAAACGACAGCCCGAAGAUCCUUGUUGCUGUUGCUGCCCUGGUGUAUGCUGGUCGUGGGGUCGAUGAUGUCGUCGUUCUUUUUAUUACUGGCCAUCACCGCCACCGACUUAUUUUUCUUGCUGUCGGGCGUCGGCGGGAGGAAGAUGGAGAAGAGCACGGGCAAGAAGAUGAGUCCGUGGAGCACGCCGAGCACAACGACGAGUGCCGUGAGAGCGAAGAAGACGCGGAACACGUAGGACUCGAUGAGCCCGAGCAGCGAGAUGGCCAGGAAGGUGGACAGGCCGCCCUGGACAAUGGGCACGCCGACGUGGGCCAGGGCGUCGUCCACGCGGGCCGCACUCGUCGUGGCCGGGGAGUGGAUGUAGGCGUGGGACACGUGGGCCGAGAAGUCCACUGA
This is a messenger RNA of Notodromas monacha, 708 nucleotides long. The record is from the annotation of a GenBank genome assembly. NCBI's taxonomy places the organism in Eukaryota, Metazoa, Arthropoda, Ostracoda, Podocopida, Cyprididae.